Molecule: messenger RNA, 2176 nt
Organism: Microcebus murinus (gray mouse lemur)
Lineage: Eukaryota; Metazoa; Chordata; Mammalia; Primates; Cheirogaleidae
Source: RefSeq, a predicted model, not a curated record
UUAAGUGAUCCUCCUGCCUCGGCCUCCCAGAGUGCUAGGAUUACAGGCAUGAGCCACCAUGCUGGGCAAAAUGUUCUCUUUUGAAAAGGAAGGUUCUCGUUCGUGCUUCUCCAAAUGUGUUAGCAGUGGGUAUGUGUGGUUAAUGGUGGGAACACUCAGGGCAGGGUGAUGUGCUCCAGGUGAGUGUUCCUGUUGGGGGCAUGAGACAGCAAUAGGGAGAGAGGUUCUAGAAUACUCCUUUGCCAAAUGCCCCCAGGAGCAAAUCAGAGCCAGCCAAGAAAUAGAAGCCAUUAGUGUUUCUCUUACCCAAUCAUCUCUUUAACCAAAGGCACCCAAAAAGAAAGGGAAGAAAGGCAAAGCCAAAAGCACCCCGAUUGUUGAUGGGCUGGCUCCAGAGGACAUGACCAAGGAGCAGUUUAAGAUAAGAAAUAAAUAUGAAGGAGACUAAAAGAGUCACAUGAGCUGAAGUUGGAGCUGGUCACAGUUCUUUGAACAGUGGUAAAGAAUGGCUUUAUUUUACACACAGGAAAACCACUGACAGUUCAAGCCAUGGUUAAGCAGUUCCCAUCCUAUGAAGACAGAACUUUGACAUUGCAGUGGCCAUAAGAUGUGCACAGUCCACAGGGUGGGGCCUCACCAUUUCACUGGGCACCUCUGAGCCACAGACUCUGAAGCCUUCAGGGUGCAGGCAGGAAGGUGGAGGAACAUGUCGGCCGCAUCCGGGAGGAGCUGGACCGUGAGCGGGAGGAGCGCAACUACUUCCAGCUGGAGCGGGACAAGAUCCAUACCUUCUGGGAGAUCACACGGAGGCAGCUGGAAGAGAAGAAGGCCGAGCUGCGGAACAAAGACCGGGAGAUGGAGGAGGCUGAGGAGAGGCACCAGGUGGAGAUUAAGGUAUACAAGCAGAAGGUGAAGCACCUGCUGUAUGAGCACCAGAACAACCUGACAGAGAUGAAGACUGAGGGUACCGUGGUCAUGAAGCUGGCACAGAAGGAGCACCGCACGCAGGAGGGCAUGCUGCGCAGGGACAUGCGGGCGCUGAAGGUGGAGUUGAAGGAGCAGGAGCUGGCCAGCGAGGUGGUGGUGAAGAACCUGCGGCUGAAGCACACCGAGGAGAUCACCAAGCUGCGGAACGACUUUGAGAGGCAAGUGCGAGAAAUUGAGGCCAAGUAUGACAAGAAGAUGAAGAUGCUCAGGGACGAGCUAGACCUGCGGAGGAAGACCGAGAUCCACGAGGUGGAGGAGAGGAAGAACUGCCAGAUCAACACGCUGAUGCAGCGCCACGAGGACGCCUUCACCGACAUCAAGAACUACUACAACGACAUCACCCUCAACAACCUGGCCCUCAUCAACUCCCUCAAGGAGCAGAUGGAGGACAUGCGGAAGAAGGAAGACCGCCUGGAGCGGGAGAUGGCAGAGGUGUCCAUGCAGAACAAGCGCCUGGCGGAGCCUCUCCAGAAGGCUCGGGAGGAGAUGAACGAGAUGCAGAAGCAGCUUAUGAACUACGAGAGAGACAAGCAGAUCCUGGUCCGCACGAAAGCACGUUUGAAAGUUGCCGAGAAGGAGCUGAAAGACCUGCAGUGGGAGCACGAGGUGCUGGAGCAGCGGUUCCUCAGGGUGCAGCAGGAACGGGAUGACCUCUACCGGAAGUUCACCUCAGCCAUCCAGGAGGUGCAGCAGAAGACGGGCUUCAAGAACCUGGUGCUGGAGCGCAAGUUGCAGGCGCUGAGUGCCGCCGUGGAGAAGAGGGAGGUGCAGUUCAACGAGGUGCUGGCGGCUUCCAACCUGGACCCCUCAGCCCUGACGCUGGUGUCCCGCAAGCUCGAGGACGUGCUGGAGUCGAAGAACAGCACCAUCAAGGACCUGCAGUAUGAGCUGGCCCGGGUCUGCAAGGCCCACAACGACCUGCUGCGCACGUACGAGGCGAAGCUGCUGGCCUUCGGGGUCCCCCUGGACAAUGUGGGCUUCAAGCCCUUGGAGACAGCCGUGGUCGGGCAGACGCUGGGCCAGGGCCCUGCGGGACUCGUGGGCACCCCCACGUAGCCCCCUGCCCAGGGGCUGAGGCCUGCAGAGCCAGCCGGGACCACCCUCCCCAUGAGACCCGCUUCAUACACCAAGGACAGCAAGUUUAUGUUUCUUAGAUUCUGUCGUCAGCAAAUGAAGGCUUUUCACGUUU